Molecule: messenger RNA, 735 nt
Organism: Ipomoea triloba (trilobed morning glory)
Lineage: Eukaryota; Viridiplantae; Streptophyta; Magnoliopsida; Solanales; Convolvulaceae
Exons: 4
Coding region: 166-483 (105 amino acids)
Source: RefSeq, a predicted model, not a curated record
UCAAAUGCUAGGAGUGAAGUUGUAAUUCAUUUCAUCAUUAUUUGUGGAGCAUUUGAACUUGUUUUAUCUCAGCUCCCAGACAUUCAUUCACUGAGAUGGGUAAAUGCGGGAAGCUCAUUUUCUUUCUACAGCAUUCAAUGCUCUUGGGAGAGCAUUUUCAAUGCAAUGCUUCGAGCAAUACAGAUGUAUUGCAGGCAAACAUUUGCAUGUUUUGAGGAGAUGAUGCCAUCAUCCCGGUCUAUUCCGGCUCACUUUCAUCUAUCUCUACAUGGGGCUAAUAACUCUCAUAGCUGCAGCAAUGCCUUUCUUUGGGGAUUUGUUUCUACAUGCGGAGCCAUUGGGUUUACACCGUUAGAUUUUGUGUUUGCACAUCUAAAAGCCCGGGAUGAUUCGGUGCAAUUCAAAGCUCCAGCUUCCGGUAAUUGUCAUCAACAUCGAUUGGCAUCUGCUCUCAGUUGUGGUCAUUGCUCCAGCUGCCGGUAAUUCUGGGUAGCAUUGAUGCAAUCAGGUUUAUCAUAUUAGAUACCAAGACUUGCUCAUUAUUUCAUGAUAAUUGGUAUGUAGUGAAAUGUCCCUUGUAUUCUAUUCUAUUCUGCAACCACGUUAUUCACUCCUCUAGUACGAUAUUACAUUUUAUUAAAGCAGUUGGUAGUACGAAGUAUAUUUUAUCAGUGUCCUGAAAUAUGGAUAUUUGAAAAAAAUAAAAAUAAAUGCAAAGAAAGUGUAGUUGGGAUA